This is a messenger RNA of Corvus hawaiiensis (hawaiian crow), 6499 nucleotides long. It is a transcript of the gene TES, whose product is annotated as testin LIM domain protein. The transcript is spliced from 7 exons. Gene Ontology annotation, molecular function: zinc ion binding. NCBI's taxonomy places the organism in Eukaryota, Metazoa, Chordata, Aves, Passeriformes, Corvidae. The coding region runs from base 3990 to 5249 and encodes 419 amino acids. The record is from RefSeq and is a predicted model, not a curated record.
GUCAAAACAAAUACAUGGAGUAUUAUGAAAAUGCCUCUGCAGUACUGGAUGAUGGAUAGUGUUGUAUUGGAGGUUUAGAGAUAGUGUUACAGUGUGUGUCAGAUGCAUGCAAACUAAGCUAGUGUAAUGCUGCACUUUGUGAAUAAGGAAGGCUUGUUUUCUGUCCAGCUGAGCUAGCUUUAAUAGUUGUUAGGCUUUUGAAGGUACACUAUGUAGCAGAGUUCUUAAAUAUUUAAAUUCUGAGCUAUUUGAUAUUUAGUAGAAGAUAUCACAAUAAAAUAAAUUCUUGGGACUUAUGUAUUAUCAGGCAACUGCAGCUCCUUGAUUUAUUCUUCUACCUGUCCUGCCCAAAUUAUUUUUCAAAUAUUUUUCUUGGAUGCAAUCACUUUUUGGCAUCCUUCUUUCUGUGCAAAUGAACUUCUGUACCCAGGCUUCUUAAUUCCAGUCAACUUUUCCCUAAAUGAAAAUGCAUAUUAAAAAACCCCAUGUCACAUUUGCAAUCAAUUUUAUUAGACAUGUUAAAAACAAAUACAGAGUGGUUCAUGGGAUACUGUUCUUUAUUACGGAUCUGAAUUUUUUUUUUUCUUCUCAUACAGUGUCUGUCAAAGUCUUAUAAGAGCAUUGUCCAGAUAUUCAUAUGUCUUUGGUAGUGGUUUGUUCUUUUUUUCAUUAUGGAAUCUUAAGAAGUAGCAUCACUCUUCUGUUUUUAAAGAUUAAAUGUUGUAACCUAUUUUAAUUUUCAGUUUGUUGUGUUUCCUUGCUAGAGAAGACUUCUGAUGGUACAGAAUGGUACAGAUGCAAGAUCAGGUCUCAGCAACAGAGCAUGCAUAGCAAUGAGAUUUCUCAUGGGUUUUUUGGGAUUUUUUGUUUGUUGUUCUUGCUUUACCUUCCCUUUUUUAAAAAUGCCUAAAGCACAUUAAGAUGUACUAGAAAUCUGUUGUGCUAUACAGGUGUUUUCCCACUCAAACAUCCAAAUAGAUCAACAGUUAGGUAAUCUUCAAACCAGAACAUUCCUAGCAUUUUAUGGUAAAUCCAAGAAUAGCUUUAACAUGGAUCACUUCAGUUCUGUGUUUGGAGCACUGAAGAGCACAGGAGAAAGAUCUGCAUAAAGGAUAGUGAAGAAGAUUUAGUUCUAAUCUGAGCCUCACUGUUAAUUGUUGCAAUCCAUUCUCACUGUAUAGCCACAUGCUUUCAAAUUCUGGAGGGAUCUGUAACAUUGGAAAGGUUUUUGAUCUUUUGCAGAGGCGAAGUACCAGUAUGAUGUCUUACUGUCUGUUGCAGGGUGAAGCUCACCUGUUUGGUGGUACAGGAGUCCUCUUGGGGUGAGGAAGGAAAAGCAGCUGAGGCCUGAGUUAAUUCUGGUCUCUGGGUGGGACUGAGGAGAUAAGAAAUCUUCGAUAAACUUAAGAAUAAACCCUUCUGAUAAGUCAGGUUUGAACUAUUUCAUAGGAACUGCUGUUUCUCUUGCACAUCUGAACAAACUCUUAGACACUUGAGUAUGAUCAUUUGAGUUUUUAAGAUGACAGUAAGCUUGUGUUCAUGACUCCUUACUGUAAAGUCAGCCAGCUUUUGUCACUGGAUUCCAGUCUGAACUGAAAUGGGGCAGUUUUUCACUAAUUGUCACUUGGCUGUAACCAUUUAAAGUUUUUUGCCCUUGAGUAUUAUGUAAUCUUGAAAGCAGCAUGCAAUGGGAGAUCUCAAUCAUAGUUACAUCAUUUUCUGUGCUCAGGCUAUUUAAAUCUAUAUUGGGUAUUUUAGUAAUACCAGAUGGGUUUGGUUAGCUUCUGCUGUAAAAUGAAAAUUAAUGGUGGUAGACGGACAGGAGCCUUCUUCUGGCACUAUUUCAGCUGACCUAUCUGUGCCAUUUCUCCCAUAACUCCAUUUUUGGGGAAAAUGGGUUCCCUCCUGUUCUCAGGCAUGCAUUACCUCUGCUGUGCUCAGCCUGCUCUGUAUCUCUUGAGUGCUUCAGCUUGGAGCUGGCCAUGUUCUACGUGGGGAUAGACAUGGGGAUAGAUAUGGGUAGCAGUAAAGAAGCAGCACACUGCAGUUUUAGGCUUUCUGAAUUUCCUAAACUGCAGCUGAAUUGGCUGCUGAAGAAGAAGGUGACUUCUGAGGCUGAUGCUUCCUUAGAGCUGAAGGAUGUCCUGUUACAGGACUCUGGAGAAAUGUGUAAUGCACCGAUUUCUAGAUAACAAUAGCCCACAGUGCUUUUGAGUUUGGCUGGUUUAUAUCUUAAUUUUUGGCAAGCAGCCAUGUAGUUUCUCUGUCAGAACAAAGGUUGAGGCUGUGUGUGCAUCUUGAAUCACAUCUAAUCUGGUUUUCAGUGUGCCUCUCAGUCUUCAGCUAAACCUUUUCCAUAAGGUGCCCAGACAUCCCUUCUUUCUGUUUCACAGCAAACUGAAAAACCUGUUUCAAAAGAAGUUUCAUUUGCUCAUUCAUUUGUCUCAAGCUGCACAAUCAUUUACAUAAUGAUGUGCUCAUUAUUUCUAGGGAGGGAAUGUAGAAUCCUGUAUUUCUGAAGAAAUCUGCACUGACACUGCUGGCUGUGAAAGUGCAAGUAGACUGGCUGGUUGUUGUCCCUGUAAUCUGGAGAGAGAAUAUGUUCUGGGUGGAGCAUUUAGAUAACACGUAUUUCCUCUCCUUAAUUUGUUUCUGAAGAGGGUUUUUUUUUAGCUGAAAAGAAAAACAAAAACUUAAAUGUUAGGAGGCUUGUAAAUUAUAGCUAAAAUGGAUUUUGCAAUCUUUUAAUAUUUCUUACUUGAAUAUCAGAUUGUUUUGGGAAUUCUUGAAAUGUCAAGGUUAUUUCUCUGUACUAUAAAACAGUAUUCUCUAAACAAGUGAUCCUAUGUUUCCAAAUCUUGUAAUUACAGUACUAAGGAGUUUAUCACUAUUUCUCUUUCUUCUCAUUCCACUCUUUUUGAAGGAAGGGAUAGCCUGAGCUUAAAGAAAUAAUGCCAGUUUGUAACUGAAGUAGCAACAAGAGAGAAUAGGUUAAUGGUGUCUUUUUUUGGGGGGGGGGAGAGAUGGGGGUUUUGGGGAGUUUUGUUUGGUUUAGGGCAGUUCAAGCAUAUUUUAACAGCUUUUUAGAGAGGAUGACUUUAGAAACCAGAGAAACAACACUAAAUAAAAAACAACCUGUCUCUCCUUCCUUCUUGCCAUUCUCCCCCUCCCCCCCCCAAAAAAAAGGCAGUUGUUUUGUGUUGGUUUAGCUUCCUUUUUCCCUUUAGAAAACAUCCUGGCCAACAUCUUGUUCUCUUUGAGUGUGAAUUGAGAGGAGUUCUCGGUUUUUUUGUGGUACGUAGUGGCUGUGCAUGCAUAUGGGGAUCUCCAGAUUGCAGAUGAGAGGACUCCUAUAAAUGCCCAUCUUCAGUGGAAAUGAACUUUUAUUAACCAGUUAGUAUAUCAAAAGUGUGGCUGAUGAAGAAACCUAAUCUUUUAAGUUAUGUUUAGCUUACAUACCUACUGGUAGACUUCAGGUUAACACCUGUAACAUGUGAACUUCUUGAGCCCCUAGGUUGAUGAAGAUGUCACCAGGAUCACAGCCAGCUUGUAUUUCAUCUUGCAGAUAUGCAAGAAACAGUGUUAUGUCCUUCCCUGCAGUAGCUUAAUAGCUGCCAGCAUACGUCUUUUGUCUAAAUAGAUCACAAUCUUCAGGAAAGUUUUCGUCAGGGAUGUCUGAUGACUGUUGAGGCAGUGAUCCUUUAAAUUAUAAAAUCACUGAAAAUAUGCCAUUUGCUGCAUUUUGCUGUGUGUUCUGUAUUAAACAAGUGGUUUGUGAAUAAUCUUAUCUUUAUUUUGGACAAACAAGUUGAAAGUUGAUCUGGUUUAUAUCCUUGUACAAACAACAAUAGUAGUAUGAUUUUGCUAAGUAAAUGGCAAACUUAAUAAUAAAACUGUAUCACCACAUCUAAUUAACUCUGACAUUGUGUUGUUGUUGCCAGGACAAAAAUUAGUACCAGAAGUUGUCAGUUCUAGCUCAGUUUCCAUUCAUGGUAAAAGCCAAACUGCAGAUGGGCUUGGGCCAUGAGGAAGGAUUUGGUGCCCCCUGCUUAAAAUGCAAGGAUAAGUGUGAAGGAUUUGAACUUCAUUACUGGAGAAAAAUAUGCCGCAACUGCAAAUGUGGCCAGGAGGAGCAUGAUAUCCCUUCAAGCAAUGAGGAAGAUCGGAAAGUGGGGAAACUCUUUGAAGAUACGAAAUACACAACCCUCAUUGCAAAGCUGAAGAACGAUGGCAAUCCCAUGUAUAAACGCAAUGUAAUGAUACUGACCCACCCAGUGCCAGCGAAGAACAUAUCCAUUGAUACUGUGACUUAUGAGUGGGCUCCUCCUGUUCAGAAUCAGACACUUGCUAGACAAUACAUGCAGAUGUUACCAAAGGAGAAGCAGCCUGUUGCUGGCUCAGAAGGCGCACAGUACAGGAAGAAGCAGUUGGCAAAGCAGCUGCCUGCUCACGAUCAGGAUCCUUCAAAAUGCCACGAGCUUUCCCCCAGUGAAGUUAGGCAUAUGGAACAAUUUGUGAAGAAGUACAAAAAAGAGGCACUUGGUGUAGGACAUGUCAAGCUCCCUGGUGAAGUGGAAGUGAGAGCUCCUGAUGAGAAUAACUUGAAAAAUGGUGACAGAGGUAUCUCAUCUGCUGUUGGAACAAUGGAGGAGAAGUCCCCAAAUCAGAAAGCAUCUCAAUAUUCCUGCUAUCACUGCAAGCUGAACAUGCAGGAAGGUGAGCCAGCUGUCUAUGCAGAACGUGCUGGAUAUGACAAAUUGUGGCAUCCAGGUUGUUUUGUCUGUUGCACCUGCAGUGAACUUCUAGUAGACAUGAUCUAUUUCUGGAAGAAUGGUAACCUGUAUUGUGGAAGACAUUACUGUGAUAGCGAAAGACCCCGCUGUGCUGGAUGUGAUGAGCUAAUAUUCAGCAAUGAAUAUACUCUGGCCGAAGGGCAGAACUGGCAUCUGAAACACUUCUGCUGCUUUGACUGUGAUUGUGUUUUGGCCGGGGUAACCUAUUUAACAGUGAAUGACAAUCCAGUCUGCAAAUCCUGCUACGUGAAGAACCAUGCUGCGAUCUGCCAAGGCUGUCAUAAUGCUAUAGAUCCAGAAGUUCAGCGUGUGACAUACAACAACUUCAGCUGGCAUGCUAUGGAGGAAUGCUUCUUGUGUUCCUGUUGCAGCAAGUGUCUAAUUGGCCAGAAGUUCAUAUCUGUGGAAGGGAUGCUUUUCUGCUCCGUGGAAUGUAAGGAAAAGAUGACGUCAUAAAAGAAGACAUGCACAGAACUAAUCAAGUAUUGCUGUGUUCCAAAGGCUCUUGCAUUUCUACUGUAAAAUAUAUAGUGUCAGGACAUUUAAAAUUACUGCAAGUAUUAAAUAGCAUUUUUCCAAAGAUUUUUUUUUAAUGUCUAAAACGUCCUAUGUAAUCUUUGUUUCUUAGCCAUAAUAAUACUUUCUUUUUUGCAAUACUUUUUGUGAGUCUUAUUUCAAAUUACUUCAUAUCACAGAAAUGUAAGAAAAAAUGUGUUACACGCUCUAUACAUUCUAAGGGAGCUCUUCACUGUGAAGAAUCUUCUUGCUGUAUCUUGGCUAACAGAACAAGAAAAUGUGAAAAUGCUCCAAUUUAUCUUGUUUUGUAUGAUAAAUGUAACUCUUCCACCUCUGGUUUCACUAAUUUAUCAUUUGUGUAGUUUUUCUGCUUUCAUCAAGCACUUUAGACAAAAUGAUCAGUUUUACUGCCAUGUACAGCUUUGUUGCCCUGAGUUCAAGUAUCCAGGGAGAAUGACACUUAAAAAAAAAAAAUUUGCCUUUAAUAAUUUCCUUGGUUUUGACACAUGGGUUUCUGGGGGAUAGUGAUUACUCUUAUGUCUAGUUUUGAAAAUAACUCCACCAGUAGAAAACUGUUUGCUCAUGUUUGUUACUUGCUACUGUUCAUGCCUGGAAAAGCUUUAAUUUUACAAAUACUAAAGUUAUGUUAUAGAUAGGGGAUGGGGGGUGUUGGUGUUAGAAAAUAAGAGCAGGUCUUGCUUAGAUUAAAAAAAAAUCCACCAGAAGGUAGUGGGUGUCACUUUUAGCCUUUCAGAACUGGCUUCUCUUUUAUAUCAUGAGUGUUCCUUUCAUAAGUUGUGCCUUCUAUCAAGAGGGAUGUGGCACACAGUACUGUAUGCAUUUCCAAGAAUGUAUUUCUGCAAACGGAUCCUGCUUUUGAUUUUUACAUUCUGAACCAAAGCACGAAGAAGUCUUUCCCAGAAGACUUCAGUAUUUGAGUGAAAAAUUUCACAGCUGUGUAUUAGCUUUGCUCUACUAGAUAAACCAAAUGUGUGGCUUUCUUAAGAAUUACAGACCUACAAUGAAGCUUCUUAGUUAUCUUUGUGCCAGACACUGAAUGUCUUUAGCCUAAAAAAUUAAUAAAAUAAUUUUUAAAGAAAAGUCUAUGCAAGUCUUAUGUUCAGUUCUUGGUAAGUUUUAUGGUGAUUGUAUUGUAACACCUAUCAAUAAAAUUAGUGUUUUUCACUUAA